CCGCAGUCAAAAGACAAGCUAACGAUAACCUCGUGGGGAACGGCACGCCCCAUUUUAUCUGUGGCCCUUAAUUCUUUAGCUCAUGGAUACGCACUCCAUAGAUGGAGUCAAGUUAGCAGAUAUGCCAGAUCAACAGAGUAUUCGCUUGAGUCGCGAGGUGGAACGCCUCGUUACCGCCCCUUAUGCACCUUCAUUUCAGGACCUAUAUAGCUUGACUCAAUCAACAACGUCACAAAGCAUUCGACUGUGGGCCUCUCACAAGCCCUGUCAAAUCGGGGCUCUAGUUGACGUGCUCGUGGACGGUCUAUCGCGCUCUCGUUUCGCGUUGCCUCUACUUGGGACAUUUGUUUCAGCACCUGCUGUUCGGGAUGCUUUGCUGGAGCGACAUCCAUGUCUUCUCGAUCAGUUCCUUCAAGGUGCUAUCGACGAUGACAAGGCAGAGUAUGCUUUGGUGUGCACCGCCAUCCUAUCGUCACCUCUACCGCCUGAGUUCAUGAUACCCGCACGCUUGACUCAGUUUAUGGAGAAGAUGAUACGUACUAUGGGAGAAGAUCCGCGUGCAGAAAAUAUCCUACCUCUGAACCAAAUCUCUAAUGGCAUUAAAAGAUCACCUCGACUCCUCGAAGAGAUCCCGUCCGAAGUGAUGGCUAGCCUUCAGGUAGAGCUCACGAAAACGCUGCGUAACCUGAGUGACCACAUGGGCAACCUUCUCUGUCUAGCAACCUUUGCACGCAUGGCAUCCUUAGAAGAUCCGGGGACCGAGAAAGGCUGUGUGCGGUUUGUUCCGUCAUGGUUGCAAAGCGUCAACCAUUUCUUUGGCCCCAAGCGGGGUCUCAAAACUUUGGACCUCGUCGUCCUGCGCGUUAUUCUCGCUUGCUCCGAUAGCUGCAGUGACUUAACGGUAGACAAAGCAGCCGAGAGUAUUCGUCUGGCAAUCGAGAUAUGUGAUAGAGUCGAGCCAGAACAGAGAGAAAGCUGGGUCAAGGCAAACGGCUCAAAAAUUGCCAAGCUACGGGAGAAGAUCACCAGGAGUGGUAUUGAAUCUGGAGUUCAGAUGCUAGGUGCGACAUUUUUGGCAUCGCUGCUUCCAGUUGCCGCAUUAUCAACCGAUAUAGCCCGAGUUGCUAUCGACGGGCUUAUAAGUCCAGACAGCAAGUUCGUGCUAGGUGUGCUGACAUCAGAGUAUAUACCACGCCUUGUAGGGGCAAGUGUGGCAUGUUUAGGUGUGACCGCGAUACGCAGUCUGCUUGAACAUAUUGUGUCUUCUUUAGAUACUACCAGCUCUUCGAGCCUGACUCAUAUCCUGGUGGCCAAGUCGUUGGUCAUGGGGCUGCAUUCAGCAUCGCUGAACUCCGCUAUCUUUGCCGAACCUCUUGAACAAUGUCAGCAAGUCAUGUGGCAAAUAAUUGAAAGCUUUCCGAGAAGUCACGCUUCAUCAUCAUGCCACGGCUCUCAAGAAUGCGGAGCUACACGUUCGCAACUGGAAAAUGAACUAAUAUAUGACUUUCUAUCCUUUUACCUCCACGCACUGCUAUCACAGACCACAACUCAGGACACGGUAGCUGGUAAUGCGACCCUACAGAUGUUUCUGGCUCAAAACAAGCAGCUACUGCACAGCCAAAAAUGCUCGUUCUCAGAAGCAGAAUCAGCUCGUGCCGCGAAAACCUAUACGACAGUCAACGUCCGUGAGGGCCUUUCCGCACCUAGUUCGCGGUCUGACUGGAGGAGCUCUAUGUCAGAAACGCUCAUGCUUAAUGCGCGCGUGUCGAAUGACAGCCUUAUGCGUAGGAUGGAGGAGGUGUGCUAUGAUCUCGAACAACGAUGCAAUGAUGUCGAAGCCCCUCUGCGGACGAUGGAGCAAGAGCGGAACGCGAUUUCAGCCGAGGCGCAGCAGCUAAGGGAACAGAAUGGCGCAUUGAAGCUGCAAUUUCAACAAGCAUCCGAUACAAUUGGCGGGCUUCGGCUGGAGAUUUCUCGCUUAGAGACCCAUGCGGAAGCUGCAUCCAUCCGUGCCGAAGAAUUGUCGGCAACUCUCGACGCAGCUCGAAGAGAUCUUGAAGACCAGAGGCGCGAGUUUCAAGAUACUAUGGCAAGCAAGGUAGAAAAGGCCCGAACUAGGGAGUUGGACUUGGUCGCAUCUAUAACUGAAAGAGAUGAUCAGCUGGAAUCGUUGCAGGAUGAAAUGAUAGCCCAAAGGGCCGAGAACACGAACCUGCAGAACGCUCUAGAUGAAGCCUCGAAAGAGAAAUUCUCCCUGAUUAAAUCGAAUGACUCCAUCAAAGAGGAUUUGGCGGGACUUGAAGAAAAGCUCCGACAAAGCGAACUGCUUCUAGUUCAAAAGGAUGAAGACAAAGAGCAGAUUGUAUCCGAGAAGGCAGACACUGAGAGGGAAAUGGAAACCCUUCGCAUUCAGCUUGAGGAAGAGAGGAUGAAAUCCCACGAGUUGGCAUCCACUCUCGAGAAAACCGAAAGGGCCCUUCAAGUAGAACAAGAAACUGUCCGAGCUUAUGAGGCUCAACUUUCGGCGGCAAGUACAAAGUACGAGACCCAAAAGGAAGAAAUAUUCUCGCUGCGUAUGGCCAUGCAGGCAGCCGCAUCCGACGCCACUAAGGAGCUGCAAACGAAGGAUAAGCGGAUACACCACCUAGAGAAGAAGGUACAACAACUACGAAAUGAGCGAGCCGCAAAAGCCCGGGAAUUUUCUGAAGCCCAGCAACAUAUCGGACGCCUUAUGAAUGUUAUGGGGAUCCGAGUUGAGACUGACGGGACGAAAGCCCCGGGCAAACAGACGAGGAGGUCUAGUGCAAGACCCUCCCCGACAACCAUGACACAGCAAACGCAACCGGCGGAGGACGAGCUCCAAACCCAGCCUCAGAACUCACAGGUGGAACCGCUUGAAAAUAGCCUGUCGUCCCCUCCUUGCCGGAGCCCGAAAAGGACUAUGGAUAAUGCAUUUUCUCCGGCUGAUCCAUCAUCGCAGCAAAUGAGGGUCGGCAGGAAGUCUAGGAAUGUAACACCCCAGCACAGGCGAACACCCCUCGAAGAUGCCGACCUAAAUAGCCAGCCGUGCGCACAGCGAAGUCCCGCGUCACAACGCAGCGAAUGUGGCACUUCCGACCAAGUUCGGACUCGCGCCAGCUUGGAAGAGAACCAACUUCAGCACAUAGACCUGGACAUGGAUCUGGAGUUUUCGAAGGACUUCCUCUUCACAAGCACGUCCUUGUCCGCGGCCAAUGAUCCCAUUCCGCUCUCACAGACACAGCAGUAGUAUGAGACAUACAUGACUAAUGAUUUUUGUACAUAUGUUAAUUGGUAUGAUAGCCUAG
Messenger RNA from Aspergillus vadensis CBS 113365, 3326 nucleotides. RefSeq lists its product as uncharacterized. The transcript is spliced from 9 exons. Gene Ontology annotation, biological process: actomyosin structure organization; peptidyl-threonine phosphorylation. The record is from RefSeq and is a predicted model, not a curated record. Gene Ontology annotation, cellular component: cytoskeleton; cytoplasm. The coding region runs from base 83 to 3268 and encodes 1061 amino acids. Gene Ontology annotation, molecular function: protein serine/threonine kinase activity. Lineage: Eukaryota; Fungi; Ascomycota; Eurotiomycetes; Eurotiales; Aspergillaceae.